Messenger RNA from Pieris macdunnoughi, 234 nucleotides. The record is from the annotation of a GenBank genome assembly. Lineage: Eukaryota; Metazoa; Arthropoda; Insecta; Lepidoptera; Pieridae.
AUGCCCAUAACUCAGUUUGCGCUGGUCGCAACGAGGUGCACACCGCAAUUAUGCACCCCUGUGUCCCCGGUGGGGCGGUGGGGCAGUCCCCGCGGGGGCGGCGGGGGCGAGAAGGGGCGGCGACACUUAAUAAAAAUGUGUGCGUACCCCCUCACUGCGUGUGAAGCCGUAAUUGAAAUUAUGAAACAGUCUUUGAUUUCUAAGGCUGCAGUCACAUUAGGCUUUUAUACUUAG